GAGAGAGAGAAGGGGAAUGAGCGAGUAAAAGAAACAACCAAGUGAAUUUCAUGGAUUGAAAUGUAAAAAAAAGAAAAAAGAAAAGAGCCAGAAAAAAAUCGAUCGCUCGCCGUACUUGAUUGUAAUUAGUUAUCAAAUUAUUUAAUAAUCCCCUUAUACAUUAAUAUGAUAUAAUUAAAUAAUGAUGUAGGCACCUGCCAAGUUUAGCAUGUUAUAUACACUGCCGAAACUUCUAUUAAUUUUAUUAUUGAUCAUGAUUAUUAUUUAUUGUUUUUUAUUGAAAUAUUUUAAUACUAAGGUUUUUGUAACAAGCAUAUUUUCUCUUUCAUUCCUACCUUCCAUUUGCGUGAUUUAUCACAUAGUAAAAAAAAAGAAGAAAAAAUGAAUCUUGCAAAUCGUGGUAUAAUGAAAAAUAUUGAUAUUGUUGUAUUGUUAUCAUUUUAUUUGCCCGAUCUCUUCAGCGCCGAGAAGAAGAAAUAAGAGAGAAAAACAAUAUAGAAUGGUAGACAAAUUUUUAAGCGUAUAUCAUCAAUUGAAGAAAUUUAUUACAAAAUUGCCUGAUUAUGUUAAUUAUUAUCUAUGCAAUAAUAUACUUUUGUUGUAAACGAAAGGAAAUGCUAGUACGUUUGUUAGGAUAAUACAUUGAUUUGCUGCGUGAGCGAACAAUGGUUGAAAUAUAGGUAUAUAUAUAUAUAUACCAGAAAUGAUCAUAAUACGAUUUUAUAGAACCGAGAUGUAAACAGUAUCUGUAGAUAUAAUGCAACAAAGUACAAAGUUCUACCUGAACAGAUUAUAUUUCAUACAGUAUCUGUUUUGUACAUCGAGUAAUCAAUGCAUUGAAAUAUACCACAUUUUUAUCUUAAUUUAUUAAAUCUUUAAUCGUUCCAUUGAUAAUGCUGUUAUCAUGUUUAUUAAAGGAAAAAAUAUAUAUUUUAUAUUAUUAUCUAAUCUACACUGUAAAUUAUACAGAAUACGGGAUUUGUGGUAAAAAAAAGAACAUAUCCUAUGAAUUCCGUUUCCUAUGCACCAUGAUGCACGUUAACAUAGAAUUACUGCUAUUAUUAUAUAAUUUGUUCAAAUUUCAGUGUCAAUGACAUUUGCAAUAGAGGUGCCAGCAUACAUUUUGCAUUUUAUAUAUUCUUUUGCAAAAGAUAAACAAUAUACGGGUUUCAUAAGUUGCAUCCAUACGCAUAUAUAAGAACAAGUUUGUCAUUUUUCUAAAUACUUGAACUUGAAAUUCAUAACUCGCGUUAUGGCUUUAGUAUUAAAAACUGUUUUGUUACUUUUAUUUCAUUUAGUAUACGGUCAAAACACGCAGGAUAUUGAAAUUAUUUUAUUACCAUUGUGGAAUGCGGAAGAUAAAUCAGAGGUACCCCUAAAUUUCAAAGCUUUUGAUCAUUCGGUUGAAUUAACAUUACAUAAAAAUGAUAAAAUUAUAGCACCUCAAUUUCAAGUUUGGAAGCAUAAUGAUGCAGAUACUCUGGAAGAACUACCGGAACUUAAUAAACCAAUAUUGUGUCAUUAUCUUCAUAAAGAUAAUCUUAGUUCGGCAGCAAUAAGUCUUUGCGGAGAACAUGGAAUGUAUGGUUUAGUGUUUCUGAAGAAUAUUACAUUAGAAAUCAUGCCUCUUCAAAGUCAGGAAAUCUCAUUUUUCGAUAAUAUUAAACGACGUUCAGAAACAUUGAGAGAGCCUCAUAUCGUCAAAAGAACUUACGGUCCUUUUACGUUUUUUGAAGAUGAACUGAAGUAUUACAUUCCAGUUUACAAUUACUUAAGGAAAGAAGAAGGAAAUCAAAACGAAGAACCACUUGAAAAUAUCAACAAAAAUAAUAUAAACGAUGCUUUAACAUUGGAAUUAGCACUGUUCUUUGACGAGACUGGUUAUAAUCUUUUUUCACCUUUUUUUGAUAGAAAUGAUGAGAAAAUUCUUGAUAUGUUACUAGCUUAUAUAAAUGGUAUACAAGCGGUUUAUCAUCAUCCAAGUUUAGGAAUUGCAAUCGAUAUUUCUCUUAUUAGACUCGAAAUUAUGCAAAAGCAACCUGAAGAUUUACCCCAUCAUGAUGGGGAACGAGGAAAAUUAUUGGAUUCUUUUUGCAAUUAUGCUAAGAAGAAUAAUCCCACGAAUGAAUUUAAUCCUAAUCAUUGGGAUAUGGGAUUAUAUGUUUCUGGUUUGGACUUUUAUGUUAUGGAAGGUGGACAAAAAAAUAGUGCUACUAUGGGAUUAGCUAUUGUAAAUGGAUUAUGUAUCGAACAAUAUUCUUGUGUUAUUGCUGAAUUAGGGGUAACGAAUCAAUUUGGAAAGCCUUUUCCAUCAGCUGGUUUCACAUCUGUUUAUGUAGCUGCGCAUGAAAUGGGACACAAUUUAGGAAUGCAUCAUGAUUCAACAGGAAACACAUGUCCAAAAGAUGGCUAUAUAAUGUCUCCUAGCAGAGGUACUUAUGGAGAGACUAUUUGGUCAGAAUGUAGUAGGGAAGUAGCACAAAAACUUCCAUAUACAAAAUCUUGCCUUAGAGAUAAAUCAAUUCGUUCUUCGAUGAAUAAUCGACUAGAUCAUACUAGAUUCUUUAAUCUCCCAGGAAGAGAAUGGACCGCUAAAAGGCAAUGUGAACUGUUUCUCCGAGAUAAAGAUGCCAUAGUAGCCACAUUCUAUAAAGUUUGUGAAUCUUUGCAAUGUAAAAUUCCUCAUAGAAACGAUUAUUAUUUCGCUGGACCAGCUCUAGAUGGAACUUAUUGCGCACCAGGAAAAGAGUGUCGUGGUGGUGAAUGUAAAAACGUCUUGCAAAUUUAUCCUGGUUUGAAUAAUCCUUCUAUUGAGUCAGGUGGAUGGAGUGAAUGGAAAACAGGACCUUGCAAAAGUGGAUGUCUAUUGAAGUCUACCGGUACUCAAAUAAGACAACGAUUUUGCAACACAUCAAUACCAAAAAACACUGAAAUUGAUUGCCAGGGAUUGCAUUUCGAUAUUAUCCUUUGUAGAGAUGAAAAUCUAUGCAAUAAAAAACGUAAAAAUAUAAAUGAGUUCGCGACAUUAAAAUGUGGCGAAUUCAGUGAAAAAUUGCCAGAAUUGGACGCCAAAAGUAGUGGGUUACAAGCACUGCACGAACCCGAAAGACCAUGGAUGGCCUGUGCUAUAUUUUGUCGACGAAAAGACAUAGCAUCUUAUUACACACCGCGUGUGGAAUUAAAUGACCUUGGCCUUGACCCAUACUUUCCAGAUGGUACAUGGUGUCAUACUGAAGAGGGACAAAAUUAUUUUUGUCGCCAGCAUCACUGUCUGCCCGAAAGUUUUCAUUUUGAAAAAACGCUACUGAAUGAUCGUCAAAACGACGACACAGAAUUUAGUCUUCAAAAUGUAAAAGAAAUUCGUCAUAAUGAUCAAGUAGUCAAAUAUUUGAGUUUGAAGCCUGAUGGAUUAUCCUUUUUGACCUCUCUCCCAUACAAUAUUAGAUUUCCAACAGACGAGAAUGGAUCGAUAAAGAUUAUAUAGAAUUGAUUAAACUAACAGAGCAAGCAUUUUUCAAAUUAUUACAUAAAAAAAAGGAUAAAAAAAGAAUGUAAAUGACUUUCUCGUAAUAGAAUUUCAUGAUUUUUAUUUUUUUUUAAUAUCAGUAUUAAUUACUUAUUAAAAGUUUUCUAUUGAUUUCAAUUUUUUACUUUAUUUUGAUAAGAUCAUAAUAUGAAAUCAUAUGUUUUAAGAUAAACAAAUAGUUACAAAGAUUUUAGAUUAUUAAUAUCAAAUAUACAUUUUUCUUUUUUUUUCCUUACUAUAAUUUUCUCAUUAUUGUUUAAUCAUUUCUUUUUUAUUAUACGUACAGUAUAAAUAUAAAUAUAUCAAUAUAUCAGAAAAUUGUAUAUAUAUCUACACGGUUUCACUACACGGUUGUGUGAAAGUAUCUCUGGGAGAUAGGAUAAUGACGUCACUUUGCUGUCUAUUUUAAGAAUGUCUCGAUGUUAUAUCCACUAUAGGAGCGAUCAUGAGACAAGGAAUGAAUAAAAAUACAGAAUUGUGUCACUUAAUUGUAUCGAUAUUAUUUUAGCGUACAAAUAAUUAACCAACCAUUAAAAUUAAGAAGACGCGUUACAUAAGAAAAUCAGCUCGAUAUUACAAAUAGUUGUUUAUACACUGCUUUUAUAUGACAAAGCCUUCCACCAAUCAUUAUGAAGUUGAACAAAAUUAAUGAGGAAAAUACAAUUUUCUUUAGAAUUUUUAAAUGUAUUAAUCCUCUUUUUUUUAUUAUCAUAUUAAUAUUAUCAUAAUAAUUUAUUGAAAACAAUAACAAAUCGAAUCAUGAUAUAUAAAAAAUCAAGUAAAGUAUAAGAAAUAUGAUUGUUGAACAAAAUGAUGGUGGUAUAAUUUGUCAUGCUUUUGCAGAUUUACUGCUCAUACAAAUCAGACGCACUGUAUACAUUUACAUUAAAGAAUACUUACAGACCAUACACACAUACAUAAACUUACAUUCAUUCAUUCAAAUAUAUUUGUAUACAUAAUACAUACUCUGAAUGUACAAAAUGAACAAAAUGAAGCAGAUCGCAUUCAUACAGAGUUGCGCUAUAACAAAUUCACUCUGUUAAAUAUAACUUAAUGUAAAUAUAUUCAAUCUUAAUUACUAUUUAGGAUCUUCCUUCCCGCGUGUAAAGGCAAAAUACGUUCCACUGUGCUACCAAAACAUUGAUGAUCCAUUUUUUCAUUCUAAUGAACAUAAAUUUGCCUAAA
This is a messenger RNA of Apis florea (little honeybee), 4711 nucleotides long. RefSeq names its product ADAMTS metallopeptidase stall (gene stl). Gene Ontology annotation, biological process: proteolysis; extracellular matrix organization. Gene Ontology annotation, molecular function: metalloendopeptidase activity. Gene Ontology annotation, cellular component: extracellular matrix. NCBI's taxonomy places the organism in Eukaryota, Metazoa, Arthropoda, Insecta, Hymenoptera, Apidae. The record is from RefSeq and is a predicted model, not a curated record.